Sinocyclocheilus grahami is the source of this 305-nucleotide messenger RNA. RefSeq names its product mitochondrial import inner membrane translocase subunit tim16-like. Lineage: Eukaryota; Metazoa; Chordata; Actinopteri; Cypriniformes; Cyprinidae. The transcript is spliced from 2 exons. The annotation marks the transcript as partial. Gene Ontology annotation, biological process: protein import into mitochondrial matrix. Gene Ontology annotation, cellular component: TIM23 mitochondrial import inner membrane translocase complex. The record is from RefSeq and is a predicted model, not a curated record.
AAGCUCAAAUGUCUUUACAUGACAGAUGUUAAUGGUCACCAGUAUGAGGAAUACUCUGUAUGUGAAAUAUGACUGUAGUGGGUUGUGUGAAUGUGAAUGCAGCCAGUCAGGCGGCUGCUGAGGCUCGGGGUCGAGCGGGCAGACAGUCUGCGGCUGCGUCUAGUUUCACAGGAAUGACUUUACAAGAAGCCCAACAGAUACUGAACAUCUCCACAUUAACACCAGAGGAGAUUCAGAAGAAUUAUGAGCAUUUAUUUAAAGUCAAUGACAAAACUGCUGGCGGUUCUUUCUAUAUACAGUCAAAG